GGAAAAUAAGGACAAUGACAUAAAAGUGGAGGACAUAUCUGAAGAAGACAACAGGGAAGAGUACAGCUUGGAGUAUAAUGAGACAUCACCGCGAGGUGAAGAAAUCCCUGACCGUCAAGGUGAAAGGGAAACAUGUUGGUCGAGGAACGGUGAGAUAGCCUGGUCAUCAUCACCGUAUGGCAAUCAAAGAAGAAUGAGUGCACACUGGGCGAUAAGGAUGACCCCGGGACCCACUACCUUAGCAGUUUCCAAGGCCCGGGAUAUUGCCUCGACCUUUCGUCUUUUCAUUACGCCAGCCAUUGAAAAAAUCAUCCUGGAGAUGACCAACAUGGAGGGUUUCCGCAAGUGUGGAGAAGGCUGGAAGACAGUGGACGAGAUGGACCUCCGUGCCUACAUGGGCCUGCUGAUAUUAGCCGGCGUGUACAGGGCCCGAGGCGAGCCCACCGCCAGUCUCUGGAGUGCCGAAACUGGAAGGGCCAUUUUCCAUGCCACGAUGCCCCUGAGAACCUUUAACACUUUCUCAAGAAUGAUCAGGUUUGACAACCGUGAGUCGAGACCCGGGCAAUGCGUCCCGGACAAACUGGCACCGAUCAGGGACGUCUGGGAGAAGUGGACGGAGCGUCUGCCUUGUCUGUACAACCCCGGGCCGGAAGUGACGGUCGCCGAGCGGCUCGUCCCAUUCAGAGGUCGCUGUCCUUUCCGGCAGUAUCUUCCCAGGAAGCCCGGUCGGUGUGGAGUCAAGAUAUGGACGGUCUGUGAUGCGCGAUCCAGCUACGCUUGGAACAUGCGGGUGUGCACGGGAAGGGCGGCCAGUGCAGCCUCGGAAAAGAGUCGAGGCGUGCGUGCCCUGCUGGACAUGACCAAAGGACUGCGGGGGUGCAAUAUUACAUGCAACAGAGUCUUCACCUCAUACGAGCUGGGCCAGGAGCUCCUGAAGAGGAAGAUGACCAUGGUGGGUGAGGUCAUGAAGAACAAGCCCGAACUCCCCGCUGCAGUCCUCACGAUGAAGGGGAGGGCAGUCGCGUCCUCCAGGUUUGCCUUCACGCCCACCACCACUCUUCUUUCUUACUGUCCGAAGAGGAACAGGAGCGUGGUCCACUUGAGCACCCUGCACACGGACGCUGACGUCAGGGGUUGCGAGGACAGGAAGCCGGCCAUCGUCAUCGACUACAACCAUAACAAAGGAGGAGUGGACAACCUGGAGAAGGUGACCAGAACUUACAGUUGUAAGAAGGCGACCGCCCGCUGGCCCCUGGCCAUCUUCUACAAUAUCAUCGACGUGACCGCUCACGACGCCUUCGUCAUCUGGAACGAGGUCAACCCAACCUGGAUGGCCGGCGGGCAGAACAAGAGGAGAGUGUUUUUGGAGCAGCUGGGGAGGGCUCUCGUGACCCCCCGCAUCCAAAGGAGGACGCACGUCCCACGGACGGCGACCUCGGCCGCCCUCGUGAGAGCCGUCCAAUGGGUCGAGCACGGUCCCGUUCCGUCCGAGAUCCCGUCUGCCGCGGUCAGGGCAGGCAAGCGGAGGAGAUGUUAUUUCUGCCCGACGAAGAAGGACUGCAAAACAAACACGAUGUGCUGCAAGUGCGAGAAGUACAUCUGUAACGUCCAUGCUUGCAGACUGGCAUUCUGUCGUGCUUGCACUGAGUAGAGAAAUGUGCAGGCAUGUACUGGGCUCCCAAAUGCUUCGUGAAAUAAUACGGCCAGUUCAAGAAUGUUAUUACUAUGUUUUCCUUUCAGUAAAAUGCAUUAAAAUCUGAA
This is a messenger RNA of Conger conger (European conger), 1761 nucleotides long. RefSeq names its product piggyBac transposable element-derived protein 4-like. The transcript has 2 exons. Lineage: Eukaryota; Metazoa; Chordata; Actinopteri; Anguilliformes; Congridae. The record is from RefSeq and is a predicted model, not a curated record. Bases 194 to 1651 code for a protein of 485 amino acids.